CACCACUGCCAUGGCGCCCUACACUGGCAUUGCACUGUCGCCUGCCGAACUCUCUUAUCUGCAUGCCUCGCUGUCACAAAACCCACCCAUCCGCCCUGACGGCCGCUCGCCAACGACGUUCCGCCCACUGGUCGCCGAGACAAACAUUUUGCCGAGCGCCAAUGGCAGUGCGCGGAUAUGCUUUGCUGAUGGCACGGAAGCAGUCGUCGGCGUGAAGGCAGAGGUCGAGAAGAGCGGGCGAAGAGGCGGCUUGCAAUCAUCGGGUGUUGGCAGUGGGGAUGUGGAAAUGGGCCUGGAAGGGGAUGAGGAGGACAGCGACGACAACAACAACAACCAGAAGCGAGGCAAGGGCGAGGAGUCGUGGCUAGAGGUUUCCAUACAAAUUCCCGACAUGCGCGACGACGAUGCGCUGCCCGUCUUCCUUGCGGCCAUGCUCACGGAAGCUCUGCUCGCAGAUGGAAAUGUGAAGGAUCGGCUCUACAUCAACAGCAGAUUUCAUUGGAGAUUAUACAUUGACAUCCUCCUCCUCUCCCAAGCACUUUCAUAUCCUCUUCCUCUUCUCUCCCUAACAACACACCUCGCCCUCCUUUCCACGCGUCUACCUGCUCUCCUAUCUCAAGGCGACGAAGAUCCGCUCUUCAACGACGACUGGGACGCAUCAACAGAACUCUUCCCUCGCGACCCGAAAACCAAAAAGGCUCUGACUAAACCUCCUGUCACACUACUCGUCAUGACCGUUGGCUCCAACAUCCUCUUUGACCCUUCCAAGGAAGAGCUCGCCGUCGCAGACUCCGUACUCGCCAUCUCUGCCGCUCAGGUCAAAAAUGACGAAGGCUGUAAAUUGGUAGCUUUGCGCACCAUUGAUCCACCAAGUCGAUUGACUGCAGCGGGAGUGCCCAACGCUGGCAACUCGAACGCUGGGGGGAGUGGAUUGAGUGCGGCGGAGAUGGCGGUAUUGAGGGAGAACGAUGCUGGAGCAACAGUCUGGAGACCUCCACGAGGUGGUGUGGGUAGGGGUUUGAUGAGUGCGAUGAUCAAGGCCGUGGUUGUCAAGGGGGGUUUGGCAGAGGAGGUUCUGGCUGGAUUGGAUGGGGUGGAGACGUGAGAGAUGAGACAAGUAUUCGGGAGAGUAAUACUCGACGCGGAAAUGGGUGUGCACGUGCAAAGCGCUGUUGGCAAUGUGAAGAAGCUCGUCUGCUGGCUGCUACAGUCUGCUUGGCAUGGUGUCUCAUCAGCCAGCUUGCCAGCCUCACCCCGGUAGGCAGAGGCACACAGAUGGGGAGUCUCGAUAAGGCCAAGCAUCAAUGCUCGAUCGCACAUGCAAGUGCCAAUGAUGG
Molecule: messenger RNA, 1337 nt
Organism: Sphaerulina musiva SO2202
Lineage: Eukaryota; Fungi; Ascomycota; Dothideomycetes; Mycosphaerellales; Mycosphaerellaceae
Exons: 2
Coding region: 11-1105 (364 amino acids)
Biological process (GO): U4 snRNA 3'-end processing; nuclear mRNA surveillance; exonucleolytic trimming to generate mature 3'-end of 5.8S rRNA from tricistronic rRNA transcript (SSU-rRNA, 5.8S rRNA, LSU-rRNA)
Cellular component (GO): cytoplasmic exosome (RNase complex); nuclear exosome (RNase complex)
Source: RefSeq, a predicted model, not a curated record